Molecule: messenger RNA, 2529 nt
Organism: Acanthaster planci (crown-of-thorns starfish)
Lineage: Eukaryota; Metazoa; Echinodermata; Asteroidea; Valvatida; Acanthasteridae
Biological process (GO): oocyte development; spermatogenesis; regulation of transcription by RNA polymerase II
Cellular component (GO): nucleus
Molecular function (GO): zinc ion binding; sequence-specific DNA binding
Source: RefSeq, a predicted model, not a curated record
UGUACUCAGCGCGCGCAAUACAAAAAGAAAUCGAAUUAACAGUUUGUUGUUUUUUUAUCGUCUGCUGGGCUUCAGACUAGACUAAACUAGACCGAGCAUAUGAACGAGUGUGGACGUCUAUUUUGAAAGGAAAGUCGUUAUAAUCAAGAUUUUUCCUUGAGGAUGAGUCAGCAAUGUACUUGGAGCUCAACAUUUUCGAACUUAGCAUGUUAUAAGGGAUUUUUUCCGAGCUACGUGGACGAUCAGCUCGAUUUCUCUGCUGACUUUUCAACGGGGGAGAUGAGUGAUCGUUUUGCGGAUUUAGCUGAAGCACCAAGUGAUCAAGGGACAGUUGAAAGUUCUCUUGCUCAGCACGCAGGAAAGCAAUCGAGAAAAAUUGGCCCAGAAUUAACGGAAGGGCCUGGCAGCAGCAGCAGCGGCAGUGUGUCCUCGGGUGGGGGAGGUAACGCUCGUAACACGGGGACAAGACGGCGUAUGCUACGCAAGGCGAACACUCCCCGGCGAAGCGCCCGGAGGAACGACCCUCGGUUCAGGGGAGUGACGUUCUGUGUGGAGACCCAAAUCUGCCAACAAAAUAGGCAGAGGUUCCAGCUCCUCAUUCGUUCCUUCUAUAGCAUGAAGAAAAGACAUUCAAAUGAUAGUGAGCGGGGACAGGCAAAGAUGAAAAGGCAAAAGAUGUCCCUGGUGGCGUCCACCUCAUCCAGUGGCUCUGAUGAGGCUGAGGCCGUGGUGCCCCAGACGGUAGCACAACACAUCGCAGUUCCCUGCGCGGGCAUUGCGCACGGAGGGAAGCAGUGUGCAUCCUGCUUGACUCGACACACCCCCUUAUGGCGAGACGCUGAGGAUGGAACCCCACUCUGUAAUGCGUGUGGCAUAAGGUACAAGAAGUAUCGCAUCCGCUGCACUGCCUGCUGGAACAUUCCUAAGAAGGAUGGCAAGUCAUCCUGCCGAGUGUGCUCGCGAUGCGGCAACACCCUGAGGUUUACCAUUCCCAAGCGCACCUACCUAUUCUAAUCAGCUAUGCAAAGGGCAAAUCAUUUCUCUAUUACAGUUCCUGCAAAAAGCACAAAACUGCCUUACAAACUAGACCUCACAUCGAUUGCACAGGUAUCACUAAGUAUUCAGUGAGCAUUUAGGAUAUGACAAAUUUGAGAGAAAAAAUUUAAGGUACUCAUCUACAAAAUAUUGGAUCUUAAAACUGUUCUUAUUAUGAAUAAGUGGCUUGUACAUAGACCAAUGUUGGGAGUGAUUUUCUUCAACUCUCUUCUUUCUUUGUGAUUGGUUUGAAGUGAGUUUACAGUGUGGAAACAAUUAUUUUAAUUGUAUGAUUUAUUUUAUAUUGAAAUUUGAAUUUGCUUUCACUUUUUAUUUUUGAAAAUGCACGAGCAGUUAGUGGACUGAAUUUUAAAACUUGUUUAGUCUGAGUAGAAAAGUGCAAACUAUUUAUUUAAAGUCUUUUACAACACAAGGAUUAAACUGCGUUAAUGGGUAAUGCAACUAUUAAGAUCUAUUUCUUGGCAAAGUUUGACAUGCAAGUGUAAACCAGGCACAGAUGUUUAUUUUAUCUAUUACUUGUUACAUUAUGUACAACAGUGAUCUUUCAGUUUGUAAAAUGUCCAAAAAUGGAAAUAGUUUUAGGUGUUAGGCUAAAACCUUUUUUUCCCACAACAGUGAAAGCUGGAACUAUUGAAUUGGCAUCUGAAACCAUAUUUACAGUGGUGUAGCUAUGCCUCCCCUUGCUGCCUUCCAUUUAAAAUUUUGCAAUGAUCACAGCCUGUGUACAAUUAAGUCAAUGGCUUCAUUUAGAUUCAUUUCUCACUUCAACAUAUGAGUGCACCCCCCAGGUGCCCCUCGGAAAUUCCACCCUAGUUGUUACACCACUGUAUGUUUAGAUAACUGGCAAAGUGCAAUUUGAUAAUUUUGUGUUUGGAAAAUUCAUGAAUCCACUGACUUAUUUUCAAUAAGUAUAUGCACUGAUAUCACUUCAUGGUUUAUGCAUUGUUUGUAGCAGGAAUUAUCAGUUGAAAUGAACAAGAAAUCUAGGAAUAUAUGUAGGCUAUGUGGGACUGCAACCAGUUAAUUUGUGGUGACCGUCUUAACACUGGGUACCAACUUGGCAUGUAAGAAUUUUGUAGAUUUCUCAUGUAAUUUUUUCUUUUUUCAAAUGCAGUCAUAUAACUGUUCAGGAUCCCCGAGGAUUACUUAGUCAAAUGAACUUCCAGAAACAAACUGGCAGGUGACAGUAUGUUAGAAUAUGAAAAUAUUUUAUAUAAAUAGGGCAAAAUAAACAAAUGUACUAUUCACACGAAAGUUCUAUUCAUGAAAUAUCUUAGUGAUAUUUUAUUCUUAAAAUGAUACAAGUAUAUCACCUUUCAUUUUUUGGAAUAAUUUGAUGUAAGUUGUCAUACAAUUCAAAUGCCCAAAGAUAUAUGUGCACUCCUUGAUAUAUGUGCCAAGUUUUCAACAAAUGUAAAAUACUUGGUAUUUAACUGUUGCGAUAACAGUCAAUAAAUAUAUUGUUGCAAUCAA